AGGCGAUUAUUUUAUCUAUAAGUCGUGUUUCUGCCGUGUAUUGAAUAGUGACAAAAUAGUGCUUAAUACACACAAAUUAAGUCCCGUUUUAAAGGGGCUUAGUAAGAUUUCUUAAUUAGAUGUUAUUAUUUAGAUUGUGAGGUUUUUUUUCCAUGUAAGACACCCCUGUCGUUAAUGGGUACUACUCCUAGCACUUCCUUGUUCAAAAGUUUUAUUUAGGGGAAGGCUUGGGCAAAAGUUGGUCGCCACUUUGGAUCUUCUCGACGUUGUUGUUUGUGUCGUCAAAUAUUAAGGGCAUGGAUCCCAUGUAUCGUACCUUUUGGCAUAAUUAGCAUGUAGCUACUGCAGUUUCCCCCAUGGCUGUAAUCAUUAGACGCUGGCUAACGUUGCACUGAGAGGCUCGGUAAAGAGGAAGAUGUCCACGGCUAACGUUAGCGAUGACAUCGGAGUGAAGUUUCCCUUGCACUCCGCAGUGUGGGAGAAUGAUUACAGGAAACUGGAAGAACAAAUAACGAUACCACAGAAUGACAUCGAGGCUGUGGAUCCCAGAGGUCGGACACCUCUGCACUUGGCUGUGUCACUCGGGCACCUGGAGUCAGUGAGAGUCCUUCUGAGACACGGCGCUGAAGUGACAAAAGAAAAUGCCAAGAACUGGACAGUGCUGCAGGAGGCAGUCAGCACCGGAGAUCCAGAGAUGGUCCAGUUAGUGCUUCAACGCAGAGACUACCUCAAAGCCUCCACUGCUCUGGGAGGAGUACCUGAGCUGCUGUCGAAGAUCCGAGAGUCUCCAGACUUCUAUAUGGAAAUGAAAUGGGAAUUCACCAGUUGGAUCCCUCUUCUGUCCCGGGUUUGUCCAAGUGAUGUUUGUCGCAUUUGGAAAAGUGGCGCCAGCCUGCGAGUGGAUGCCACUCUUCUAGGCUUUGAGAAUAUGACCUGGAUCAGAGGACGUAGAAGCUACAUCUUCAGGGGCGAUGAUUCAUGUGCGGAGUUGAUGGAGGUGAACCAUGAUGAUGCAGUAGUGGACACUGAACUAUUCAACAUCUCCCAAGAAAUGGAGGAUGUCACACUCGAGUCAAUGCAGCCAGCUGAACAGGAAGUUGCCAAAAGGUUAACUACUCCCAUUGUCAACACCUACUUGGACACCAAGGAUAUUGCUUUUGAGAGGAACAAGUCUGGGAUAUGGGGCUGGAGAACCGACAAAACUGAAGUGGUCAAUGGAUUUGAAGCAAAGGUUUUCAGUGUGAACAAUGUAAAUGUGGUAAUCAGGACAAGGACAGAGCAUCUUACAGACGAGGAGAAAGCCAGGAUAAAAAGUGAGAGGAAUAUCCUGGAGUCUCUGCUGGGGACCGUGGAGCAGCACAUCAGUGCACAAGGGGACCUUACUCUUGAAUAUGCAACUGCCACCAACCCCACUGCCAUCACUCCAGAGGAAUAUUUUGAUCCCGACUUUGACCUUGGAAACAGAGACAUCGGCCGACCCAUUGAACUAAGCAUUCGAACGCAGAAGUUUAAAGGUACAUUGUGGAUGAGCGAGGAACAUCCCCUGUCCCUGGUGGAGCAAGUAACCCCCAUUAUUGACCUCAUGGCCCGGACAAGUUCCCAUUUUGCACGGUUACGAGACUUUGUAACCCUCAAGUUUCCUCCUGGAUUUCCUGUUAAAAUAGAGAUUCCACUGUUUCAUGUACUGAAUGCCAAGAUUACAUUUUGUAAUGUAAAUAAGUGCAGUAACUCAGAGGAAGUAAACACAACAUCCUCAGGAGAAGAUGAAGAAGCUGCAGCACCGCCUCCGUUUCAGGUGUGUCCUUCCGUGUUUGUGGUGCCUGUCAGUUACCACCGCCGAGGGGGCAGCCGCCACACACCCAUCUCCAACAAUGACGAGGAGCUUUUGCAGUACGCCAUCCAUCAGAGUCUCCUGGAGUCUCGCAGAGUCCCGGGCCAGGAGGGGAUCUGGGAUGAUGCUGAUGGGGAAUUCACUGAUGUAAUCCCCAGUAGCCAGAGUGACAGGAGUAUCCCAGAGGGGGUGCUAGUGGAAUAUGGAGACACCUCCAGCCCUGCCAGCUCUGCCUCUGCCUCUAGCCCCGACUCAGACCUCCGCCUGGCCAUGGAGCUCUCCGCGCGAGCUCAGGAGGAAGAGGAGAGGAUGAGGAAGCAAGAGGAGGAGGAGUUGGAGAGGAUAUUGCAACUAUCACUGACUGAGAAGUAAAAGGAAUAAGAGGGAAUAAUAAUAUAACAACCUUUCCAGAUCCAGAAACAACCACCACACCUCAGUUUUCCUUCCUAACCACUGUAGUCAUCUAUGCAACAGCAGAUUUCUUUCUGUAACAGAUCAUCCUUGCACAGGUAAUAUCAAACUCUCGGUAUUCAAUAAUUUCCAAAAGGUAUUUUUGGUAAGAGCAUACUUCUUUAUAUAUUUCUAUCUCAGCAUAGUGUGUCUCCAUCCUCAAGCUUGAUUCAUGGACUCUUUGAGAUCAUUUUGGGCGGGUUCUACUUUUUAUUUAUUUACUUUCUUUUCCAAUUCAGAAUCACAGCAGCAACCGACAUGUGUUGAUCGUAUUGUCAUCCGGAGUGCGGUCGAAUCAGUGUAAUUAAGGUUCUAUGAACAACAAUAUUUGACUACUCAAGGUGACUUCAUAUAGUGUUGGCACUCAGAUGUGGCACUUAAGGUCCAGAAAGCUGCGGUUUUUUCUUUAUUUUCCUGGUACCUGUCGCCUACUGUGGACCUAAAGGGACAGAUUUGAGUGUUUUCACUGUGAAGUCUUCCUACAGAGUUACUUUGUUGGGGACCAUGGGCUCACUGAAUAACAGAAAUCUCAGGGUUUCGAUUUUACACAUUUUCCCUUCACUUUGGAAUUAGUUUGUUAAUCAGUUGUAAAACUAUCAGGAAUUGUAGCCUGGUAAAUGUUUCUUUGGUGCAAAAUGGUAUCAUUCAUGCAUAUCACUCUAUGCCAUGCCAAUAUUAAUUCAGAAAGUUGGGCUCAUUGAGUCAAAAGUUCAUAAGUAAACGCAAGUUCCUUGUACUUUGUGAAUGUACACUCUACAGAUGGGUAAACAAAAGCAUGUUGCUGUGAGAGAAACUUGAAAUCCGCUGCCUGGUAACAUAUCUUUACUGCAACAAGGAUAGGGGUUUAACUUUCCUGGCCUGAUAGAUAUGUUUUUCUUCCUUUUUUAAUACAAAAUUUUCUCCAAUUUCCUGGCGAGAAAGGACGUAUUUGUGUUAACUGUCACUGAGCAACUUCAAGCAUUAUCGUUUCAGUUCAAAAAUGCAAUAGCAGAGACCAGUCUGUCUGUGGAUUUACAGCCGUCAUGCAGCUUAGAAGCAGUCACACAACCAGUGUUGCAGAGAUUUUUCUGAUUCCUAAGGGCAGUCUGCCUUUUGUAGCCACGAACAACUCUAGACCUCUGAGCAAAAGGAAAGGCAGCACGGGGUCAAAGGUCAAGCAUGCCUGCAAUAUAUAGGAUUUGUUUUCUACAACAUGUGCCAACGGAUUGCUUUGCUCCAGUAACGCCUGGAGGGAGCGAGGAGUUGUGACAGUUUCAUGUGGUGCCACUCAGACUAAACUUUCUGAACAGAUUUUUUUUUUUUUUCUAAAUUUUGUAACCUAAAAACAUGAUAAAGAGGGUGAUGCUGAGUAACGUGCACUAACCACUAUAGUUGAUUUCACUGACAACCAACCACUUAUCAAAGGUCUCUCUGCAUUGCUGCGUCUGACUUUCAGGGGCUUCAGCUGAAAAACUACUAAUUAUAAUGAUCAAAUUGCCAAACUGCUGAACAGUCAACUUUAAAAAAGCCUAGCUUUGGUUAAUUUAAUGCAGAGCUUUGUGAUGCACCAUUCGAGCUGCAAAGUUGUUAUUUUUUUUUUGAUUUGUUUUUUUUUUAAAUACGUUAAAAUUUUAAGAAAAUGUGUUGGUUUCAAAAUGUUGUUUCUAAAAUAAAAGCACUUUAUUUCCAUGAGAACUAGAUGUGACUUUGUUGAAGUAGAUUUACAAUGUCAGGUGAAGUGUUAACCUGUCCAAGACAAGAAAAGCUUCAAGAUGUAUCAGCAGUGAAAGGAUUCUGUGUUUCGCUAGGAAGUUAUUUCAGUCCUAACAUCUGCACUCUAGAUAUAGCACAUAAUCAAAGUAUACUGUUGUACAAUUGGAUUGUGCAGGAUACACAGCUGCAGCGAAGGAGGAAUCUGUUCUAACAACAGAAUGGAUGCCAUUGUUGUCUACAUAGUAAGUUAGAAUGGGUGCCAUUUUCAAUGAAUCGAUUUCUAAAUGUACUACAUCUGCACCUAUGUAAUUUUAUUGUGUAGUUGUGUUUUCUGUUGUUUGUUCAAUCAACCUAGUUCACUGUUUGAAGUUCGUUUGUAGACCGCAUUUAUCACAGAAUCAAGUACAAAGCCGGAAACUGGCCAAGCUCAUCUGGCUGAUCAGUCACAGAACAAGAUGAUGAAGGUGAUUUUAAAAGGGAAAAUAAGAGCAAACAAAUAUACACCUACUUACAGCAUUCUCUUUAGUUUUAAAUGUAUUAUUUGUCACACAAGAAAACAAAUAAGUCUAUAGUUAAUUUCAGAAAAUUGAUGAGCAGAUUUCCACAUUUAGAGAAGAAAAUAUGAGUAAACUCUGGUUUAACGGAUGUAGAUUUAAGUUAUGAAAGCUCUCGCUUUGUAAUUCCACUUCAGUUUAUUUAAAGGCUGCGGGCGUCCAGGCUUCGACGGAGCUAAAAAGACAAACUCUUGGCUUUAAAAUCAAACAGACUACACCUACUUACAGCAUU
Messenger RNA from Xiphias gladius (swordfish), 4759 nucleotides. It is a transcript of the gene ankrd13a, whose product is annotated as ankyrin repeat domain 13A. Gene Ontology annotation, cellular component: cytoplasm. Lineage: Eukaryota; Metazoa; Chordata; Actinopteri; Istiophoriformes; Xiphiidae. Gene Ontology annotation, molecular function: protein binding. The record is from RefSeq and is a predicted model, not a curated record. Bases 416 to 2203 code for a protein of 595 amino acids. The transcript has 15 exons.